Oncorhynchus keta (chum salmon) is the source of this 4507-nucleotide messenger RNA. RefSeq names its product leiomodin-1-like. Lineage: Eukaryota; Metazoa; Chordata; Actinopteri; Salmoniformes; Salmonidae. The coding region runs from base 2669 to 3439 and encodes 256 amino acids. The record is from RefSeq and is a predicted model, not a curated record. The transcript is spliced from 2 exons. Gene Ontology annotation, biological process: myofibril assembly; pointed-end actin filament capping; muscle contraction. Gene Ontology annotation, cellular component: myofibril; striated muscle thin filament. Gene Ontology annotation, molecular function: tropomyosin binding.
AUGUAGCAGACAGAAGGAACUGGAUCAACUGCCACAUACACUAUACAGUGCCUUUGGAAAGUAUUCAAACCCUUGACUUUAUCCACAUUGUUACAUCUACAAAUCUACACACAAUACCACAUAAUGACAAAGCAAAAACCUGUUUUGGGAAAUUUUAGCAAAUGUAUUAAAAAAUACAUAAGACUUCAGACCCUUUGCUAUGAGACUUGAAAUUGAGCUCAGGUGCAUCCUGUUUCUAUUGAUCAUCCUUGAUGUUUCUACAACUUGAUUGCAGUCUACCUGUGGUAAAUUCAAAGGAUUGGACAUGGCACACAGGUCUGUAUAAGCUUCCACAGUUGACAGUGCAUGUCAGAGCAAAAACCAAGUCAUGAGGUCAAAGGAAUUGUCAGAGCCUGAAUGCCAAGCGUCACAUCUGGAGGAAACCUGGCACUAUCCCUGCGGUGAAGCAUGGUGGUGGCAGCAUCAUGCUGUGGGGAUGGUUUUCAGCGGCAGGGACUGGAGGGAAAGAUGAACGGAGCAAAGUACGGAGAUCAUUGAUGAAAACCUGCUCUGGGGCGAAGGUUCAAUGCAGGACUGGCUUCGGAACAAGUCUCAAUGUCCUUGAGUGGCCCGUACUUGAACCCGAUCGAACAUCUCUGGAGAGACCUGAAAAUAGCUGUGCAGAAACGCUCUCCAUCCAACCUGACAGCGCUUGAGAGGAUCUGCAGAGAAGAAUGGGAGAAACUCUCCAAAUACAGGUGUGCCAAGCUUCUAGUGUCAUACCCAAGGCGGCUCGAGGCUGUAAUUGCUGCCAAAGGUGCUUCAACAAAGUACUGAGUAAAGGGUUUGAAUACUUAUAUAAAUGUGAUAUUUAUGUGUAGAAUUUGUAUUUAUAUAUUAAUAAGGUUGUAACCUAACAAAACAUGGAAAAGGUCUAGUGGUCUGAAUACUUUCCGAAGGCCCUUUUUAUAUACAGAAGUAUGUGGACACCUUCAAAUGAGUGGAUUUGGCUAUUUCAGCCACACCCGUUCCUGACAGUUGUAUAAAAUCGAGCACACAGCCAUGAAAUUUCCAUAGACAAACUUUGGCAGUCGAAUGGCCUUAGUGAAGAGCUCAAUGACUUUCAAUAUGCCAGUACGUAAAAUUUCAACCUAGAGCUGCCCCGGUCAACUGUAAGUGCUGUUCUUGUGAAGUGGAAACAUCUAGGAGCAACAACGGCUCAGCUGUGAAGUGGUAGACCAUACAAGCUCACAGAAAGGUACCGUUGAAGCACAUAGUGUGUCAAAAUUGUCGGUACUCGGCUGCGUCAUUCGCGACAGGGUUCAAAACUGCUUCUGGAAGCAACGUCAGCACAAUAACUGUUGGUUGGGAGCUUCAUGAAAUGUGUCUCGAUGGCUGAGCAGCCGCACACAAACCUAAGAUCACCAUGCGCUAUGCUAAGCGUCAACUGGAGUGGUGUGAAGCUCACCGCCAACUGGAGUGGUGUGAAGCUCACCGCCAUUGGACUCUGGAACAGUGGAAACACAUUGAUCUGGAGUGAUGAAUCACACUUCACCAUCUGGCAGUCUGACUGACGUAUGGGUUUGGCUGAUGCCAGGAGAAUGCUACCGAUCCCAAAUGCAUAGUGCCAACUGUUUAUUUUGGUUGAGGAAUAAUGGUCUAGGGUUGUUUUUCAUGGUUCGGGCUAGGCCCCUUAGUUCCAGUGAAAGGAAAUCUUAACGCUACAGCAUACAAUGACAUUCUGUGCAUUCAACUUUGUGGCAACAGUUUGGGGAAGGUCCUUUCCUGUUUCAGCAUGACAAUGCCCCCGUGCACAAAGCGAGGUCCAUUCUGAAAUUGUUUGUUGAAAUUGUGUGGAAGAACUUGACUGGCCUGCACAGAGCCCUGACCUCAACCCCAUCGAACACCUUUUGGAUGAAUUGGUGCACUGACUAUGAGCCAGGCUUAAUCGGCCAACAUCAGUGCCCGACCUCACUAAUGCACUUGUGGCUGAAUGGAAGCAAGUCCCCACAGCAAUGUUCCAACAUCCUAGUCGAAAGCCUUCCUAGAAGAGUGGGGGCUGUGAUAGCAGCAAGGGGGGGACCAACUCCAUAUUAAUGCCCAUGAUUUUGGAAUGAGAUGUUUGACGAGCAGUUGUCCACAUACUUUUGGUCAUGUAGUGUAUGUGCUUGGGUGGGUUACUUUGGGAAGGAAUGGAGAGAGGUAGUUUGAGACAUUGCAGUUUAUAUUGUGGAAUAAAAACAUUUUCUCCUAAUAUCAAAGGGACGGUUUUCAUCUUUUAAUUUGGUCCACUAGGUGUCGUAAUAUCAACACUUGUGUUGUACCACUAUCCUAUAAGCAGGUUUCUUGCGUGAUGAAUGCAUAAGGAUUAUUGGUGUUAGUCAAAAGAACCUUGAAUUAAAUGGCCAUAAUAGGCUACAAAAGUAUACAUCUCGAUGACAUCAUGCACAAACUUAGAAUAGCCCCAUACAAAAUAUAGAUUAUUUAAUAGCUAUCAAUUUGCAUUUUUCCUUGUGUUGUCAUAUGGCUCCAGUCCAGCUCCGGUGCGCUGAUCUCAAAUUGAGCAUUGAGCAAAACAGUUAUUCGAGAGGCGGCCCAGGCAGUCUUCCUGAUAGUUUGGACAAGGAGAUGGUACUGACCUAUUUCAAUUGCACUAAAAGACCAUUUCAAAGAGCGACUGGAGAGGUCAAUGAACCUGAGGUUAGUGUUCCAAUACAACUAUUAUUAUCAAAGGACUUUUGGAGACCGGACGUACCAAUUACGCACCGGUUUGCGUAACAGGACAUUUUCGUGGGAAAUAAUGUGGAAAGUGCAGAAUCAAUGCCCCGUGGAGAGCGAGGAUGAUUCCGAUAUUGACAAACUGUUAGCAGCUCUGACAUCCGCCGAGGUGGAAGAGCUGCAGCGCGAACUGACCGUUAUUGACCCGGAUCCAACUGUGCCAGUCGGGCUCCGGCAGAGGAACCAGACAGACAAGCAGCCGUCAAUUAAAUACAAUAGGGGGGCGAUGCUUGACUACUCUGAGCGCGAAACCAAGACACUCAUUCAAAGGGAGCUGUCCUUUGAGGAGCCAACAACUGACAGAGUGAAAUGGGAACGCCUGAAGAAGAUUGGGAAGAGCUGUGCUAGUUUCUUCUACUUCAAGUCAGAUGACCCGGAUGACCAGGAUGUCAUAGACCUAAACUUCUCUGCUGUGGAGACCACUAAGGAGGACGUAUCCAAGGACAAAGAGGAAAAACCAGAGAGCAAGAACUUGAAGGGUGAGGGAGGGAGUAGAGAGGAAAAUGAGGAAAGAGCACAUAGUAGGUUAGGAGGAGAUAAGGACAAAGACAGUGAAAAAAAGGAAGAUAAGAUUGUUGAAAAUAGCAGUGAAGUACAGGUUAAAGUAAAGGACAAAAAGGACAAGUGUAGUAACAAAACCAUUCACCUUAUCUCAAAAUUGCAAACAAAAAAGAGGAUAUGAAAGAAAAGGAGGAAAAAAACAGAACCAAGACAGACUCUAAAACCAAGGACCUGAUUUCAAAGCUUCGAGGGCAAGCUGAGAAAGACGAUAGUAAGAAUAAAGAUAAGAAAGAGAACUCUCAGAAAAUGAAGGAUAGCAAGAUAUGAGGAAUGUUCUCUAAAGUAGAGGAAAAGCAAAAAGAACUCAGAGGGACUGAGACAAAGAAAAAGAGGAAUAAUGAGAAGGACAAAGAGAGAGAAAACACCCAAUCCCUCAGGAAACCAAAUAGUGUCCAGGAUAAGACAGAGAGACAGUGAAAAGGAGACAGAAAGGAAUCCUAGUAAAUACAGUAAGGUCAACAAUGUAAACCUAAAGAACAGCAGUAGGGAUGAACGCCUGGCUGGUGAAGUCAUGGAGGGAGACGAGGAGGCCAGCAUGUUUGAUGAGGUCCUUGAGCAGGUCAGAAAAGAUUACCCUUUAAUGACGGAGCUCAAUGUCAACAACUCAGAUGUCAUCAAGACCCACACUCUCAACCAAUUUGCAGAAGCACUACAACGCAACACACGUCAAGAUGUUUGCUUUAGCCAACACCUGGGCUGACGACCAUGAGGCUUAUGCCAUUGCCGGAACUCUGCGGAACAACACGUCUCUGACCAGCGUAAUCCUUGACUCCAACCAUCUCACUGGCAAGGGAAUUUUGGCCGUAGGUCAUGCCUUGGAGAAAAAUAUAACCGUCACUGAGCUGCGCUUCCACAACCAGCGGCACAUCUGUGGAGACAAGACAGAGACGGAGAUGGCCAAUGCGUUGAGAAACAACACCAGGUUGAUGAAGCUGGGCUACGGCUUUGAGCUGGCUUGACCAUGAACGACAUCCUGAGUCGGAAUAUGGACUUGCAGCGUAUGAUCUCUGUAAUUGCAAACAAAGGUUUCUGUACCAAAUAUUAAGUUCUGCUAUUCUGAUGUAUCAAAUACUUAUGUCAUGCAAUAAAAUGCAAAUGAAUCACUUAAAAAUCAUACAAUGUGAUUUUCUGGAUUUUUGUUUUAGAUUCCGUCUCUCACAGUUGAGUGUACCUAUGAUAAAAAAAAUGA